CCCGCCAGUGGAGGCGGGGUUGUGUCCCUUCGAGUCUUGUUUCCGCUGCAACCGGCAGGCGGGGUUAUGACUUUCUGCAGUGCGUGACAAGGGAUUAAAUGCUCCGUUUCUGCAGUUUACUUGUGAGAAAGUGGGCCGAAAGGGAUUCUUUUGUGAGCACUUCGCUUUCAGAGCGCCGUUGACAGGUUCUCCUGUUUCUCUGGGUCAGAUCCCCGCGCAUGCACCCAGCAGUCUCUCCUGGGCUCUGUGGCCUGUGUCGCGCUGUUGGAGAGCCAAGUGGAUGCUUCUGAAGAGAGCGGGAACUCCAACACGAAGAACGAGAAGAAGGAAAGAAGAGCGCGGGGAGCAGAGAGAAAGAAAAGCAGAGGGAAGAACGAAGAACCACAAGUCGAAGGAGGGACAGGAGAAAGAAUUGGCGAGACAUGACAGGCAAAAGAAGUCUCCGAGUGCGUUUAUUUCCAGAUGGUUAUCUGGCAAGUUGCGGGUCGGAAGAGAAUGGAGAAAGGCUUGGACUCAGGCGUUGCCACGCGAGCCGAGAAGGAGAGCUUCCCAUCUGCUGAGUGCACCAACGAAGUUUCUUCGAAGUUCGAGAGCUCUUGAGUGCCUCUGCGGCUCCGUGGAACUCGCCUGUACAGACAGCGUAGGCUCUCAGAAGCAACACGGUCUCGCCUUCGCGUCGUCGCGCGUUUCACAUGUCUCUCGAUCACGUGCGGGGACGCCUGAGAGCGCAGGAAGGCCUCUCGGCGAUGCAGAUUCGUUUCUACGUGUGUGAAGUUGUCAAGCGACCUCUGUGGUUGCAUGCAGUCAUCAACACUGGGCCUCUGUGUAGAGAACUGCCGGAGUGCCCUUUCGCCGCGUCUCGUUUUCCCAGAUGAGGAGAGGAAAGCAGAACAGCAGCGCAUGCGAAACUCCGCAAGGUGCAGGAGGGAGAGUCACCUCAUGAGACUUGAGAUACCUCACACUUGAGAACGCAGCUGCACUUCUGUGAAGCAGACACAGUUCUCUUUACCGAGCUCGGAAUGCGCAGUGGCACUGUAGAAGGGCGCUGUGCUGUUGCAGACGCUCUGUUGAAGCGAGCACACGCCAGCUUUUUCAGCGAAGUCUCAUGAAACGGAGAAAUGGGAACCAUUUGUCUUGCCAUAUGGAAAACCCACCAAAAUACUAGGUGUGAAAAGGACCAGAUGCAGAAUAUUCUGAGACAGGCCUUCACGUCUCUUGCACCACAUCCACGAAAUCAUAAAUAUGUGUUUAUAUAUUCAAAUGUAUGUGUAAAGCUAGGCUGAGAUCGGAGAUAGUGCUGCACAUUUAUCUGAAGAGCGGCGCGUCUAUUGCCUCAGCUUCAGAGAUUGAACGUCUUUUGACCAGAAAACGCGUCCUAAGUGCGAAUCCUCUGGUGUAACCUGUGGCUCUCUCGAGCGUGUGCGUUUUUCAUCUUUUCCAGAGUCUUCGCCUUUGUAUCGAAGUCGCGAACUCUAGCCAAAAACACAAG
This is a messenger RNA of Toxoplasma gondii ME49, 1489 nucleotides long. Its product is annotated as eIF2 kinase IF2K-C. NCBI's taxonomy places the organism in Eukaryota, Apicomplexa, Conoidasida, Eucoccidiorida, Sarcocystidae. The record is from RefSeq and is a predicted model, not a curated record. The transcript has a single exon. Bases 281 to 772 code for a protein of 163 amino acids.